AUGGCGACUAUCACAUUCCCGCCCUCUCCUUCACCGGCCACUCCUAGCAAGCAGGGCCCAAAGAGGGCCCCCUUUUCCGACCAGCUCGCCUCCAGUCCAGCUCCUUCAGCCCUGUCGAUCUCAUUUUCAGCCUCCUCAGUCCCCACGCGAACAAUUGCCAUUCUGACCAAGACUUGUGCAAAGUUACACCGCCUCACCAUCGAGUCCAAACUCGUCGCAGCUGGUUUCGACGUCCUUCUCUCCCGCAACGAGGAGUGGUCUUAUCCAGAUGAUGUAGACUUUCUGUACGAGCUGCUCCAUGGACACUCCGACACUGGUGUUCGAUACUGGAUUGAGCAUUUGACUGGAGAGCCUAUCCACUUCAUGGUCCUGGAACGGACCCGAGCGGUUGAGACUUGGCUCGAGCUGAUUGGACCGGGAGAGACAGAGGAGGAAGAAGAAGAAGACGACUACGCUUUUCUCGGCGGGGAUGUAUCCACGCCUGGCUCGACUAGAUCCACCAAGUCGCUGAAUGGAAGCUCGAAAGGACUCAGAGCCACCUAUGGCAAGGGCUCGAUCUAUGGAUCUCUCACUUGUCAACAGGCUCAGAGACAGAUUGCCGUAUGCGCACCUGAGUUGGUUUCGGAGGAGGCGCUCAUCGAUCUUCACAUGUCUUUCAGCUGUGAAGCAGACGAAUCCCUGCCGAUUCAAGGCACUGGACUUCUUAAUUAUGAGGAGGACGAGAGCGCUGAUCAGAGCCAGAUACAGGCAAUGCUGCAAGGUGAUGCGCUCGACCCCGAUAACGGAGAGGUUCUUAGCGACGGAGGAGCUGAAAACUCCAUAGUCAGGCUCAACGAGACACGAAGAGCUUCGGCGAGGUCCACCAGCACGACUGAAGCAUUGUCCUCUGACGCGCCAGGGCGCAAGACGUUCAGAGCCAAGCCGGUACCCGCCUCCCUCGCUACCCCCGCCAUACAGCCAAGGCUGACCCGGGCAGCUGCGCUCAGGAUGGGAAUCCAGCUACCAGACGCACGGAUCCGAGGCAACAAGACUGAAGUCAGCGAGACUGCAGGACCUGUAGGCAUAUCUGGACUACCCAAGGCCACUGUCCCUCUCCCCAAAUCACUCGCCGAGCCCACCAUCAAGCCUCGCGCCAACCGCGCUAGCCUCGUCAGGGCUGGAGGUGGAGCUGCCGCAUCAGCUCAACCCACGUAUCAGCGACCUCGGAAGGAAGUAGACUAUUCCAACACGCCUGGACAUCGAAGGAACAGUACUGCCUGCUCUGUUGCCAGCUUGGCGCAGCCUACUAUUGCGCCCCGUCAGAACCGAGCCUCUUUGGCUCGACUGGGAGCAGGAGCAGGGGCGGGCACAGGCACGGGGGCAUUGCGACCGGGAAUCACUGCAACUCGAUCACUCAGCAUGGUAUCAGUGGACAGCGCACGAUCUUCCGCCACGAGCACCCAGACCACCGACAGAAGUGACAGCAGGAGCACAGGUGCGCGAGAACGCAAGCCGGUAGACUUCUCUAACACGCCUGGCCACCGACGUGAUCUUGCACCGACCAACUUGGCUUCUCUCAAGCCUCCUGCUAUCACUCCACGAACGAACAAGGCGGCCAUGGCAAGAGGUGGAGUCGUGAAUGGUAGUAUUGCACCGUCAAUGACGACUUCUCCGAGCAGAGUAACAGCGCCCACCACCGCAUCUAGAAGUACGAGCCUGCCCAUGCCCACUUCGAGCGGCCGAAGCUCCCCAGUCAAAAGUGACAGGACCGCCGCAAUGAUUGAGCGAGCACCCAGUCAGAUGCGCGAGCGAAAGCCAGUAGAUUUCUCGACCACCCCAGGACAUAAGAAGACCCAGUCCUUCAGUAUUGCCUCACUGGCCGCGCCAAAGAUUCAGCCAAGACUGAACAAUGCAGCUUCCAAGAGGCUGUCCCUAGGAGGCGCAGCAGAGCGUCCAAAUAUACCUCUCAACUUGCCCGUCCCUCCUUCUAGACCAGGUAGCGCUCUUGCGGGCAAGAUGGGUAGGACAAGCGUCACUCCAAUGCCUCCUCCGCUGCGAUCUGCAUCUUCCAUCGGGAUCCGAAGAGCGAUCAGCGAUGCUGCACCUCAUCAGGACUUCGAGGUGACAAGGAGACUUGCGGAGAUCAAGAUGAAGACUUCGACGAACGAAAAAGGUGGUGUAGAUGUAUCGAGAUCUGAGAAUGUCAGGCCGGUGCGGGCUCGAGCUCCGCCGCCAAGUGCAUACCGCGCUCCUUCUGCCCAGGUUGCUUGAGCGUAGUUGAGCAUAGCGAUGCGAUAGACAAUCUCGCUGAGUCUUGUGUUGAAAAAAUUGCUUCUGUGAAGGCAUUGUCUUGUCACCAUAUGCAUGAUCUCUGAUUUCCUUUCCAAUUGCCUGCCGAAUUUCUGGUAUAUCUCAAGAUCAAUUCCUCUUGUUGUCCACUUUCUAUCUUCCCUUGUCUGUCAUUCAGAAAGACCUGUCUGAGCAGCUUCGAUGGAAUUUUAGCGACUUGUGAUGCUUGCAGAAGAGGCUCGGUGUGGGGCUGAGCUCACAAUUGCUUCGUAGAUCGCAUA
Microstroma glucosiphilum is the source of this 2549-nucleotide messenger RNA. RefSeq lists its product as hypothetical. The record is from RefSeq and is a predicted model, not a curated record. Lineage: Eukaryota; Fungi; Basidiomycota; Exobasidiomycetes; Microstromatales; Microstromataceae. Bases 1 to 2250 code for a protein of 749 amino acids. The transcript has a single exon.